AUGAGUUACUGUAAAGGAUGUUCGCUAGGCCAAGUCAAUGUUAUUGGUGCUGGUGUAAUAGGGUUGACUACUGCAUUGUUGCUUCAACAAAAGGGAUAUGAUGUGACAAUCAUAGCCGAUUAUUUUCCUGGUGACAAACAUAUCGAAUACACUUCACCUUGCGCAGGAGCAAGAUGGAAGACAUUGGCGCCUAAUUCAGAUCCAAAAUUACAAAGAUAUGAUGCUGUUUCCUUCAAGUUCUUUUGGGAACUAGCCAGGUCUUGUGCUGCUGAAGCAGGCAUUAUGAUUGUAUCAGCUUAUGAUUACUAUGAAAAGCCAACAGAAGACACGCUUGAUCCAUGGUUUAAGAAUUUAGUUCCUACCUUUCAAUUUAUUGACCAAGCAGAGCUACCAAAGAACAUAGCCGUUGGUUACCACUACACAACAGGCGGCAAACAUCGCCGUCAAAAGGUGAAUUGCAUCUCAGAAGUCGUCACAGACGACAUAGAUGUUGUUGUAAACUGUACAGGUCUUCGAGCAAGAGAAUUGGGUAAAGUAAUGGAUGCUAAAGUUACACCAACACGCGGGCAAAAUGUCAUCAUUAAGGCACCUCAUAUCCGAAAGACAGUUUCAGUAACAAGAUCUGAUAGCUAUAACUAUAUUAUACCAAGAUCAGAUGGAACUGUUGUUUUGGGAACUACAAAAGAAGAAGGCAAUACAGACCCUACUGUAAAUGAGAGUAUGACAAAAGACAUUCUCAAUCGAGCAUAUGAUUGUUGUCCAGACUUGAGUCUACAAAGAAAAGGCGUGAGUGACCUAACCAUCGUUGGCAAUGUGGUGGGUUUGAGGCCAACAAGAAAAGGUGGACCCAGAGUUCAGAAUGAAUACUUUAAAUCCCCUUCAGGCAAACAAACAUUAAUUACUCAUAAUUAUGGACAUGAUGGAUCUGGAUAUCAAUCAAGUUGGGGCACUGCACAAGAAGCAGCCAGACUUGUUCAUGAAGGACAUGCUGUUAUCAAGGACAAAUCUAGACAUAUAAGACGAUUACUUUCGCACUUAUAA
Gilbertella persicaria is the source of this 1041-nucleotide messenger RNA. RefSeq lists its product as uncharacterized. Lineage: Eukaryota; Fungi; Mucoromycota; Mucoromycetes; Mucorales; Choanephoraceae. The transcript has 7 exons. The coding region runs from base 1 to 1041 and encodes 346 amino acids. Gene Ontology annotation, molecular function: FAD binding; D-amino-acid oxidase activity. The record is from RefSeq and is a predicted model, not a curated record.